CCAAUGGCUGAAUGCAAUGUCAUUGAUGGACUGUUUCAGCCAAAGUAUAAAAAUGGACAUAUCAGUAUUUGUCAGCAUAGUACAGAAAGAUAGGUGGAGUGUCUGUGACAAUUGUCAAUUAAAACAAGGUUUUUUUGUGUACAAGUCUUACCGUGAUCAUAUAAGAAAAAUAGUCGUGUCAGACAGGAAAAAAAAAAAAAACUUGCGACACGGGCAAGGGGUCAUUCUAUUGUCAAUCAAUGCUAAAGAGAAAAAAAAAUUAAGUUUCUAUAUUGGUUCACAUGAUGUCGCACGUCGAUAAAUUUAUUUCAACUCAGAUUGGAUUUCAACAUGCAAGACAUGUUAAACAUGAACGAGAUGACUAUAAGCCACUGUACCGUCAACGAAUCAAUCAGGACGAAGUAGAAGCUGGAUCAAUUCUAGUUGCACUAGCAAACCAUAAGCCUAAAACCAUGUCCAUCCACAAUCUACUCGAAUCAGACAAUAAAAGACCACCAACACCAUCUUUUUCUCAUCAGCAUAAUAGAUCAUCACACGAUCAACGAUUCUCAGCAGAUGAACAACAACAUUGUAAAUACCACCCUUAUCAACAACAACAGCACAGUAACAAAAAGCCUACUACAAUUAUCUCCAAACAACAACAAUUGCCACAACAACAUCAUGAAUUCUCAAGGCAAUAUAUAAAAAUGAAACGAAAUCCUAAAAUUCGUCGUAAUGCACUUCAAGCAUACAUUAGUUACAUGACUUACACAGAUAUUGCACGUAAAAGAAUGAAACAAGGAGUACAUCCUGCUCCUACAUUAUCGCCGCCUCAUGCUCCAUAUCGUCCAAGAUAUGAUGCGGCUGCUCAGCCAUCGUCAAGGCCUCCUCCUCCUCCAACAACUCCUCCUUCGCAUACUACUUCUCCUCAUCCUCCUCCUCCUGCCACUGUGAAUAAAGUCAUUGUAGAUAAACCGCUAACUGCCUUCUUACAUGGUCCCCUUCAGCAAAGAUUCCCUCCUAUUCAACGUGAUACGAUGCGUUAA
Messenger RNA from Mucor mucedo, 1025 nucleotides. RefSeq lists its product as uncharacterized. The transcript has 8 exons. The record is from RefSeq and is a predicted model, not a curated record. Bases 282 to 1025 code for a protein of 247 amino acids. Lineage: Eukaryota; Fungi; Mucoromycota; Mucoromycetes; Mucorales; Mucoraceae.